This is a messenger RNA of Mercenaria mercenaria, 2725 nucleotides long. RefSeq names its product A disintegrin and metalloproteinase with thrombospondin motifs adt-1-like. The record is from RefSeq and is a predicted model, not a curated record. Gene Ontology annotation, molecular function: protein binding. The transcript is spliced from 11 exons. Lineage: Eukaryota; Metazoa; Mollusca; Bivalvia; Venerida; Veneridae. Bases 1 to 1761 code for a protein of 586 amino acids.
AUGGAUGUACAAACACAUUUAGUGUGUCGUAAACGUCCUCGUAAAUCGUCAGUUUUUACAAUCAAUGUUCUUUGUUCGGUCAAUAUAUAUUGUGUAGAAUCUUUGGAGUGUUACGACUGUGCCAACACAGAUAGUAUUGACAACUGUACCAGUAAAUCACAAUGUAGUGACGGCCAGUCGUGUUACCUAGAUACGGGUUCAUCGGGACAGUUCAGUCUAGGCUGCAUAGAAAAUCAGAAAUGUGGCGCUCUUCCAAACAAUCCACCCGGUAUAGUUGGGAGGGAUGUAAAUAAACGUGAAUCUCAGACAUGCCAUGAGUGCUGCAGUACUGAUAAUUGUAAUAAACACCUCUGCGAACAUUUCAAACCAACGACUUGUGUUGAUAACGAAAAAGUCGACUGUGCAUUUAUGAACACUAUAGCGAAUAUCUGUCUGGAUAUUCCUCAUGCGAAAACAAUAUGCCCAAAGUUCUGCGGGCUAUGUUCACUUGUUGAUGGGGAAUGGGCAGAUUGGUCUGUUUGGUCAGGCUGUGAUGUGACAUGUGAAAACGGCACGCAGUCUCGCCGACGGACGUGCACUAAUCCGGCGCCGGCGUACGGUGGCUUAAACUGCACUGGAAACAAAAUGGAAACAAAAGUGUGCCACCGAGAAUUAUGUCCAGUUCACGGAGGAUGGACAGAAUGGAUGGACUGGGAAGCGUGUUCAACCACUUGUGAUAUUGGAAUACAGAAACGCCAUCGCACCUGUUCCAACCCUGUACCAGACAGGUUUGGAGACCAUUGUUAUGGUGACACUAUGGAUGUCCGCUUGUGUUUCCCAGGUCCUUGUACGAAUGGUGGCUGGUCAAGCUGGGGAGCAUGGAGCAGCUGCACAGUCACCUGUAGUGGUGGAACAAAGACCCGAUCACGAACGUGUACGCAUCCCCGUCCAUCACCAUUAGGAAAAAGCUGUGAAGGCGAUACAAGCCAAAUCUCCGGAUGUGGCAGUGAAGUUUGUUACAUAGACAAUGGACAUGUUUGGAACAAUGUGACGGCAUGUUACGGUUCGGACGACGACUGUUGUCGAUACCAAAUGCAGUGUACGGGCGAGACAAUCAUAGUACUUGGAAAACUUAUGUACGGUGCAAAAAACAGGACACCGGACUGUCAAUAUGGCAUAAGCAAUUGCAAGGAGACGGACAAGGUCGCAGCUUGUUGCACCUAUAAUUCUAGUGAUAUCUUCACCCCGUUCAAUACGAAUGACUUCUCAGCAGUUUUGGAGAACUGCGUAGGAAAAUCGUCGUGCGCAGGAUGGGCACGCAGCCUGAAGACUGCUCUGUUUUCAUCUUAUGCUUGGAUGCAAUAUGCCUGUGUCAGGGAUCCAGACAUUGCUUUCAAUGCUUUCUGGGUGAACGACUUUGGUCCUAUUGCAGGCCAGACUAUCGUAUUUACUCGCAUCGUAAUGAACGAUGGAGAAGCUUACAGUAAUUCUAUCGGAGAGUUCACGGCGCCCGUAGAUGGAAUAUACUCAUUUAGUGCACAGAUGUGUUUUAUCAGUCGUGAUAAUUUAUAUUUUGACAUUAAGGUAGGGAACACAACUUACGCGUCAGCCAAUGCAUCAAAUUCCGAGUCGUUUCCUUGCCGUGUGGCACAGACUGUUGCCCACGUGGUAAAACACCAGAAGGUCAUUGUGCAAUGGACUGCUGACACUAACACUAGCGAUUAUAUAGCACAAGAUAGUCAUAUAAGAAAUUACUUCACCGGUAUGCUUGUGCAUUUCUAGAUAUGGGUAUAAAAUUUAAGAAAAGAUUAUACUGAGUUUGUUUACAUCCGCUGAUAUGAGUUACCACAAAUGGUGUAACACAAACUUCCCAAAACGAUAAUACACUUUGACUUGUUAGUAUAUUGCCUACCUGCUCAUGAGUUAAACAGAAAAUGUAUUAGUUUUAAAAAUACUAUUUAUUUGAAAUGAAAACGAAGUGAUUUCAUGAUAUUUACCAAUUUACUAAGUUCGUAAGACAACCAUUGAAAUGUGGUAACGUGUACUGCAAAUUCACUCAUAAUGUAAAUCAUGCACAAAAUUGAUAUUACAUUUGAGUUGGCGCAAUUCCAUAUGAUAAGUGUAAUUCAAUAAUUCAAGACUGCACUGAAUUAGAUCGUCGCCUCCGUGGUUUUCUAACAAUUCAAAAGUUCAUUCCAGCGAAAUAUUUUUUUUAUUUUUUUACUGUUCUAUCAAAAAAGACGAAAAUUGCAUUUUACAGUCUUGGAACUAUAUCAGACAGUAAAAGAAGUAUAUUCUUUUUCCUGAAAACCCGGCCUUAAAAAUACCCUAACGAUCAGUUUUGUUGUUGCUUUCUUCUGAUGUACAACAGUUUGAUUUCUUUUGCCAGCUUUAAUAAAUGUAAGGUAAAGAUAUUUUAUAAUGGAUCGUAAAAAAGGCAUCGAAUUUAACUUCAUUCUUCCUGCACCUUUUAUUUAACUUUCGGUAUGUGCAGAAUCCAGAAACACUACGUAUAUUAGUGUUAACCAGUCGACAUAACACAUAAAUUAAAAGGCGUUAAAACGGUAAAAGCACAUAAGAAUACUUGGCAUACUUACUUUUUAUAAUGAUUCAACGUAGCAAAUGAGUUUAUUAUAAAUCAAAACUGAACCUGCGUUAGAUAUUGCUCACAAUUCACCUAUAGAACAUAUCAUCGUACCUGUUUUCGGUGAAAUGUUAGCACAAUGUAUUUAUACCCACAAUUGUA